ACCCCCGCCAUAGGGACCGGCCCAUCGAAGCUACCCACCUUCCCAAGAGAGGCACGAGCUCCUUAAAUCGGGGCGUCUUGAGAUGUUGUAUGGGGAGACAAAAGUGCUGUCCUGGUGUAUAUAGAUGCUGCGGCUCCUGCGUGGUGAUAGAUCAUCCAGGUCUAGCAAGCCACUUCUAUCCUCCAACACCAACUCAUCCAAAGAGAGGCUGAGACACCAUGGGUUUCAAAUGGCGGAAGAACGCCAUCGAGGGCUCCGAGGAGCCUUCGGUGGUGGCGUCUGGCGUUGACGUCGUCUCGAGCAACCCCGAGGGAGACCUGAAGCAGUUCAAGAAGCUGCACAAGUGGGAUCCCUUCCUGGAAGUCGAGAGGCUCGACGAUGUCGACCGCGUCUUGGAGACGGGCGAUCUGGAGAAGGAGGCCGCCGUCGAGGCCACUCUCCUCUCCGAGGACUCUCCAUACCCCGAGGUCCGCGCGUCGGUUCCUCCCACCGACGAUCCGGAAAUGCCCAUCAACACUAUCCGCGCCUGGACUAUCGGCGCGUUGAUGUGCACCAUCAUCGCGGCUUGCAACAUCCUUCUGGGCCUGCGCUACUCGCCCAUUACCAUUACGUCCACCGUUGUGCAGUUGGCCUCUUACCCUCUCGGUGUGGGUUGGGCCAAGGUUAUGCCCGACUAUCGCUUCAAGCUCUUUGGCAAUGAGAUGUCCCUCAACCCUGGUCCCUUCAAUGUCAAGGAACACACCAUCAUCACCAUGAUGACGGCAGCUGGAUCGGCCUCGAGUUACGCCAUUGAUAUUCUUCUCGCCCAGGAGCUGUUCUACAACCAAUUCUUCAGCUGGGGUUUCCAAAUCAUGCUCAUCGUCUCCACGCAGGCGAUGGGUUUCGGUGUUGCCGGUAUUUUACGUCGCUUCUUGAUCUGGCCCGCAGCUAUGAUCUGGCCCGCGACUCUAGUUACGACAGCCGUCAUGACCUCGCUCCACGACCACUCCGCCUCCGAUCCCUCCCAGACCAACGGCUGGAAGAUUGGCCGCUACAUGUUCUUCCUCGUCGUGGCCUGCUCCACCUUUGCCUACGAGUGGUUGCCCACCGUCAUCGCUCCGUUCCUGAGCAUGUUCACCUUCAUUACGUGGAUCGCGCCCCAGAAUGUCCUCGUCAACCAGAUCUUUGGCGGACAGACCGGAUUGGGCAUAAUUCCCCUCUCGUUCGACUGGAGCACCGUCAGCGCUUACUUGCUGAGCCCUCUUCAAACUCCGGCCUUUGCCAUCUUGAACGUGGCCGCCGGUGUUACCAUCAUGGUUAUCGGAUGUGCUGGUCUUGCCUGGGCCGGCCCCGAGUUCUACCGUUAUCUCCCCAUCAGUGCCAACGCCAACUUCGACCACUUCGGUCAGCGAUACAACACCAGCCGGAUUCUCACCGACGAGUACACCUUCAACGAGACGGCUUACAAGGAAUACUCUCCCCUGAUGCUUGGCUCGGCCUUUUCCCUGACCUACGGCAUGGGAUUCGCCACCCUAAUGUCCACUCUUGUGCACGUCGCUCUGUUCUACGGAAAAGACAUCAUCGCUCGCACGCGUGAUGCUCAGCAUCAGGAGGCCGAUGUGCACCUGAAGCUCAUGCGCAAGUACAAGGAGGCCCCUGAGUGGUGGUUCGCCGCCAUCUUUGCCGUCAGCUGUGCCUUUGGUAUGAUUGCGAGCCAGGUUUGGGAUACCCAUCUGACCUGGUGGGCGUACAUCAUCUGCAUUUUGAUCGGUGUCUUCUUCAUCCUCCCCGUCGGUAUCAUCCAGGCCAUCACCAACCAGCAGACCGGUCUCAACGUCAUCACUGAGAUGAUUGUCGGUUACAUGACUCCCGGCCGACCCAUUGCCAUGAUGCUGUUCAAGAGCUGGGGCUACAUGCUCUGCUACAACGGUCUCCAGUACAUCUCCGAUAUGAAAGUCGGCCACUACAUGAAGAUUCCCCCUCGCACCAUGUUUGCCGCCCAGGCCUUUGCCGUCAUCUGGCUGUCCAUCGUACAGAUUGCCACCUACAACUUCCUGCGAGGAAACAUUGAGGGUAUUUGCACCACAGACCAGGCUCAGGGUCUUACCUGCCCCAUGGCUCGCACCUUUUUCAACGCCAGUGUCAUCUGGGGUGUCAUCGGACCCCGCAGAAUGUUCGGAGCUGGAGCAAUCUACUCAUGGGUCAACUACUUCUGGCUCAUCGGUGCCGCUCUCCCUGUUAUCCAGUACUUCCUCGCCCGCAGAUAUCCCCGCAGCUUCUUGCGCUACGUCUUUUUCCCGGCCAUCUUCGGUGGUGCCGGCAUGAUUCCUCCGGCCACCACCUGGUGGAUUGGCCAGUGGGUGGUUGUUGGUCUCAUCUUCAACUGGUUCAUCAAGCGCAAGUUCUUUGGCUGGUGGAUUCGCUACAACUACGUGCUCUCUGGUGCCCUCGACGUUGGCACGGCGCUAUGCAUUGUCAUUUCUGCUCUCGCUCUUGGCCUGUCCAAUACUAAUUUCCCUGACUGGUGGGGUACCACGGUGUUCAACAACAACCUCGAUGCUGAUGGAGCCGUGACCAAGGUUCUGCCCGACGAUGGGUCCUUCUUUGGACCAACGUCGUGGUAA
Messenger RNA from Ilyonectria robusta, 2603 nucleotides. Its product is annotated as OPT oligopeptide transporter protein-domain-containing protein. Gene Ontology annotation, molecular function: oligopeptide transmembrane transporter activity. Bases 219 to 2603 code for a protein of 794 amino acids. Gene Ontology annotation, biological process: transmembrane transport. The record is from RefSeq and is a predicted model, not a curated record. Lineage: Eukaryota; Fungi; Ascomycota; Sordariomycetes; Hypocreales; Nectriaceae. The transcript is spliced from 7 exons.